Messenger RNA from Zymoseptoria tritici IPO323, 1548 nucleotides. RefSeq lists its product as uncharacterized. The transcript is spliced from 3 exons. NCBI's taxonomy places the organism in Eukaryota, Fungi, Ascomycota, Dothideomycetes, Mycosphaerellales, Mycosphaerellaceae. Bases 133 to 1548 code for a protein of 471 amino acids. The record is from RefSeq and is a predicted model, not a curated record. Gene Ontology annotation, molecular function: L-glutamate N-acetyltransferase activity, acting on acetyl-CoA as donor; L-glutamate N-acetyltransferase activity, acting on acetyl-L-ornithine as donor. Gene Ontology annotation, biological process: L-arginine biosynthetic process; L-ornithine biosynthetic process. Gene Ontology annotation, cellular component: mitochondrial matrix.
UCAGAGUACAGAGACUUGCCAUUGCAUGCCAUUGGAAGCCAUGCCAGCCGUCUAAGCACUUAUCAAGAGGAAUACACCCUGCAACGAGACUUCAUCCCACGGACCUUUCGCAUCUCGGACUUCAGCGCAGUCAUGGCGCCCAAAAACAUCACAAUCAAGCGGGCAUUGGCCAUUGCAUCUCAAAUACGAUCUUAUUCUGCGCCUGCAGACCGUGCGAUUCCUGCGGCCAAGCAGAAGUACGUGCCGGCAUCUGGGACCUAUCCGAAGGGCUUCCUCGCUGGCAGCGCUUUUGCAGGCGUGAAAGCCAGCAACACCAAAUACGAUGAUCUCGCACUGAUCGUCUCGGAGAAGCCAUGCGUCGCAGGAGCCGUCUUCACGCAAAAUGUGUUCAAAGCCGCUCCCGUGAAGGUGUCUCAAGGAAUCCUCGCGGAAAAGAAAGGCUCCGACAUUCGCGGUGUCGUGGUCAACUCUGGAUGUGCCAACGCCGUGACUGGAGGCCUUGGGAAUGACCAUGCUCGAGCCAUGGCUGCGGCGACUGAUCGCUGCUUUGGACACGAUAAUCCCGAGUCACUGCGAACUCUCGUGAUGAGCACCGGAGUCAUCGGCCAGAGACUGCCCAUUGACAAAAUUACAUCUGCCAUUCCCAAGCUUCACGAGUCGUUGGGAUCCACCCACGAGCACUGGCUUGCCGCAGCCCAGGCCAUCUGCACCACCGACACGUUCCCCAAGCUCAUAUCGCGGACCUUUACUCUUCCCAGUCAUCCGGAAACAACUUACAGCAUCGCUGGCAUGACCAAAGGUGCUGGUAUGAUUCACCCAAACAUGGCUACGCUGCUAGCUACCGUCUGUACAGACGUCGCCAUCGAUCCACAGUCCGUGCACAAGUUCCUCACCUCCGGCACGAACAAGUCUUUCAACUGCAUCUCGAUCGAUGGAGACACUUCCACCAACGAUACUCUCACGUUCUUCGCCAAUGGCGCAGCAGCGCCAGCUGAUUUUCAGCCUUUGAUACACGGCAAGCAGUCCAAGAAUGCCGAUGUCAUUGCUUUUCAAGCCGUCUUGGAUGACUUCUUGACGGAACUCGCACAAUUGGUGGUUCGAGACGGCGAAGGCGCCACCAAAUUCGUCACUAUCCGCGUACGAAGCGACAUAAAUUACAAAGCCGCCAAACGCGCGGCCGUGAGCGUUGCCUGCUCGUCGUUGGUCAAGACUGCACUCUACGGCAAAGAUGCCAAUUGGGGUCGGAUCCUAUGCGCUGUCGGAUAUGCCCCCGGGAUCAUGUCCAGCACAACAAUAAAUGCUGACAGGCUAGUCGAACCAUCGCGCACGAGUGUAAGCUUUAUUCCGAGCGAUGGCAGUGAAGAGCUGAGACUGCUGGUGCGUGGGGAGCCGCAAGAAGUCGACGAGGUGCGUGCGAAGCAGAUCUUGGAGAUGGAAGAUCUCGAGAUACUGGUGAGACUGGAAGAUGGUCCACCGGAAGAAGCAGUCUUCUGGACAUGCGAUUUCAGCCACGAGUACGUCACGAUCAAUGGUGACUACAGGACGUGA